ACAAACAUGCACACUGGACCGGACACAGUGAGGCGGAUCUAAACUCUCUCAGUCUGAGAGAAGACGCACUAAUCCCAGCGUUUUGAGACAGACGCUGUGACUCUCCCUCCCUCCCUCUCCCUCUCUCUCUCUCUCUGUCUCUCUGGAGCGAGGGCAGCGGGUUGAAAAGAAGCGGCUAUUAAUAGCCCAGUGGCGGACGGAGGGAUGAACGACAAAAGGAAGGCGAGAAUGAAGUGAAAAAACUCUUUCUGAAAACUCUCCGUCCACCUUAAACCUCAUUGAAACCCUGCCUGGACGCCAGCAAUGGACUUUUUUCACCCUCUAGUCUGGACGCCAAGCUCAGACUAGAAAAGAUUGCUCUGUUUUUGGACGUCCCACUUCGGCUGCCAGGUCUUUCCCCUUUGGCACAACUCCCUCUGGUGCUUUCUCGGUUUUCUUUUCAUCCCGCUCUCUUUUUUUUGUCCUCCCCCACUUUAUUGCACUCUUGCUACCAUAUUAGUGCCGAGACUGAGCUGUAGGAACUUUUACUGGAUUUUCUCCGCGAUGGAAUGUCGUCUAUUGGCUGCAGAAAUUGAGGAGACCUCUCUUGUCCUGGGUGUUGAGUGUUGUCUGGCUCCACCAGCUCCGCUUUUGGACCACCAGUGGGAAAGAUUGGGACAUUUAAACCCGUUUCGGCCUCUCUAGAGCUUCACAAGCGCAGAAACCUCAGGAUGAGACGCUUUAACAAGCUCAAAAAGACGUUCCCUUUCCUCGCACACUUCCAUGUGUACAGAAAGCUGGGCAGCAGUAUGCAGUGUGAUGAAGGCACAGAGUGGCUGCUGGAGCUGCUGAUGGAGGUCCAGCUGCAGCAGUACUUCCUGCGGAUCCGCGAUGACCUCAACGUCACACGCCUCUCGCACUUCGACUACGUGAAGAACGAGGAUCUGGAGAAGAUCGGCAUGGGUCGGCCCGGGCAGAGAAGGCUGUGGGAGGCAGUAAAGAGGAGGAAAGCGAUGUGCAAGCGCAAGUCCUGGAUGAGUAAGGUGUUCAGUGGGAAGAGGCCAGAUGGAGAUUUCCAGCCUCAGCCGGCCAGCACCUUCCGGAAACUGUCCCCGACGCCCCCCGCGGAUGGCCAACCGCAGGCCCUCACCUGCCUGAUCAGUGAGAAGGAGCUGGAGCUGUGCGAGAAACUGGGCGAUGGAUCCUUCGGCGUGGUGAAGAGAGGAGAGUGGUUCACCCCCACCGGAAAAGUGCUGAAUGUGGCAGUAAAGUGUCUGAAGACGGACGUGCUGAGCCAGCCGGACGCUCUGGAUGACUUCAUCCGUGAGGUCAACGCCAUGCACUCUCUGGACCACCAGAACCUGAUCCGCCUUUACGGAGUCGUCCUCACGCACCCCAUGAAGAUGGUGACUGAAUUGGCUCCUCUCGGGUCUCUGUUGGACCGUUUGAGGAAGAAUCAGGGUCACUUCCUCAUCUCCAUUCUGUGUCAGUACGCCAUUCAGAUAGCCAAUGGUAUGGCCUACCUGGAGUCCAAGCGCUUCAUCCACCGCGACCUGGCGGCCAGGAACAUCCUGCUGGCCUCCAGCGAGCUGGUCAAGAUCGGAGACUUCGGCCUGAUGAGGGCGCUGCCCAAAAACGACGACCAUUACGUCAUGCAGGAGCACCGCAAAGUCCCGUUCGCCUGGUGUGCCCCAGAGAGUCUGAAAACCCGCACUUUUUCCCACGCCACAGACACAUGGAUGUUUGGUGUGACCUUAUGGGAGAUGUACACUUAUGGACAGGAGCCAUGGUUGGGCCUCAAUGGCAGUCAGAUCCUCCAUAAAAUUGAUAAGGAGGGGGAGCGGCUGCCCAAGCCGGAGGACUGUCCUCAGGACAUCUAUAACGUGGUGAUGCAGUGCUGGGCACAGAAACCGGACGACAGGCCGACGUUCAUGGCCCUGAGGGAGUUCCUGGUGGAAACCAUGCCCACCGACAUGAGGGCCUUACAGGACUUUGACGAGCCAGACAAACUGCACAUCCAGAUGAACGACGUCAUCACCAUCAUUGAGGGCAGGGCAGAGAACUACUGGUGGCGAGGGCAGAAUAAGAGCACUCUAAAGGUCGGUCAGUUUCCCAGGAACACAGUUACCUCUGUAGCUGGCCUGUCAGCUCAUGACAUCAGCCGGCCGCUGAAGAACAGCUUCAUCCACACGGGCCAUGGAGACACUAAUCCACACCGCUGCUGGGGCUUCCCGGACAGAAUCGACGAUCUGUAUCUGGGGAACCCCAUGGACCCUCCGGAUGUUCUGGGGCUGGAUCUAAACGUUCCUAGACCCACCCAGCUUCCUGGACGAGCCAAAAAGGAGCCUCCCCCUCGACCCCCUCAGCCGGCUUUGCUCUUCAAGAAGCCAACCUACGACCCUGUUACUGAAGACGAAGACCCAAGUUCCUCUGCCCUGAGACGUCUCUCUUUAAAGAAGGCCAGCAUGAAAGGCCUCAAACUCAAGCCAUCCGCUUGGGUUUCAGCCACCAGGCCUGUUUAUGGCUUCCGGACUCCAGGAGGUGGGACCCCAACUGAGGUUUCCCUCAUAGACUUUGGAGAGGAAGUACCCUCAGCUACCCCUUCCCCCUCCCCUGUGGUGGAGACUCACGUUCCUACUCUUGCCAAACUCUCUCUGGAUGCGGAGAACCUUCUGGACGGAACUCCGCCCCAGAGCCCCUCCCAAACUCUGCCCCGCCCACUCCACCCCACCCCAGUAGUAGACUGGGACUCCAGGCCCCUCCCUCCUCCCCCAGCAUACGACGAUGUAGCACAAGACGAAGAUGACAUUGAGGUCAGCUCAAUCAACAGUGCCGAACCUGGCUCUCCUCGGGCACUUUGCACUCCCACAGAUGAGGAUAAGCCUCACAUAGAGGACAAUCUUUUUUUGCCCAGAGGGCAAAGCCGUGCCAGAACCUUCUCCCAGUCGGCUGAGAUCUUCCAGGAGCUACAGCAGGAGUGCAUGAGGCGCCUCAAUGUUCCAAACCCUGAACUUUAUCGCCAGAUUGUCCUCAAUACGUCCGAGGACAAACCCCAAAUUCCGCCCCGUAUCCCAAUUCCUCCCAGACCCCCAAAAAGCACAGGUGCGGAAUAUGCCCGCUGGUCAGGCGAACUUUCUCCAGUCUCUGGGGGUGAAGAGGACACAGUACGUCCACCUCAAAUCCCUCCGCGAGACCCCCUCUCUCAGCCUGGCUCUCGCACCCCCAGUCCAAUGGGACUCUACGUCGGCAGCCACUGCUCUCCAGCCUCCAUCUACGGCUCUUCCUACCUCUCCACAUCUCCUGGUAAGCUCAUGCCUACCACCCAAAGCUUCGCCUCGGACCCCAAAUACGCCGCCCCCAAAGUCAUCCAGGCGCAAGGCAAGGACAAAGAAGCGACCAAAGGACCUUGCAUUCUGCCUAUAGUCCGAGACGGCAAAAAAGUCAGCAACACGCACUACUACCUCCUGCCAGAGAGACCACCAUAUCUGGACCGCUAUGACAAGUUCCUCAAAGAGGCGGAGACUGGAGAAGAGAGGCGGAGCCUCAAUACAGCCAUGGUGCGGCCCAUGGUCCAGCAGCAGCAAGGGGAGCCCAAAUCCAACUUCUCCUCCAAUAACAAUAGCAGUCUGAUGGGUUCCUCAGGCAGAGCAGGUGGUAAGAACUCUGUGAGCCUGCCCAGAGUGACCACCGAUGGGUCGAUCAGCAGGGUUGAGGGAGCCUGCACCCCAGACAGAGUCAAAUUGGUGCAGGAGGCGGUGCACGGGGUGACGAUUGAUGAAUGUCAGACGGCCCUGCAGAACCACAGCUGGAACAUACAGAAAGCUGUGCACUAUCUGAAGGUGGAGCAGCUCUUCUGUCUGGGUUUGAAGUCCAGGGUGGAGUGUCAUAAGAUUCUGGAGAUGUGUGACUGGAAUCUGGAGCUGGCCAGCACUCAGCUCUUAGACUCUUACGGCUCGGUCAAACAGAGGCGAUGAGGAAAAAAUGGAGUGUUCUCAUCCUCCGCUCCUCAGAGACUGUACUGACUGAAGAAUGUUCUCCUGUCCAGAGCACAGCGGGACGGAAGGCUCUUCCAGCACAAUAUCUCCAGUCUCCUACACUGAGUGCAUGACUCAUACGUGCGCCCCAUCGCGACUAAUCAAGUUCCUCCAGAAACCCUUCCCAAGGUGCACUACUGAGUUCAGGGUUUUUUUUUUGUUCAUUUUUCCCCCUCCGUUGGAUAGAAAGAGGCGGAAAACAAGGUGCUGCUGGUCCAUUUGAGUUGACUUUUAUUUUUUAUUUCAUAAAGAGCUUUAUUUGAUGAAUAAAAGAGACGAUCAGAUGGAGAACUCUGAGAUCAUGUAUGUGUAGUGUGUGUAUGUGUUCUCUGAUUUGUAUGUUUAUACAGUUGCCUCGGUCGCUUCAGUUGGUCUUUUUCAUUGUUUAUUUUGCUGGUCGACUGCAACAAAGAAAGUUUAUUGAGAUGAUAGAGCUUCGGUGUUGCUUUCUUGCUUUUCAUUUUCCGUCACUGUCCAGAAUAAUUCUGUUUUUCAUCUCAACCUAUUAGCUACUAUUUUAGAAGAAUAGGCUGUUUAUGUUCCUAUGUGAAAAUGUUACUGUGGUGGCACUGAAAAUUGCUGGUAGCACAGCGUUUCCAAGUGCCCUUGAGGUUCUUGGCACCAAGAGCGGAUCCCAUCAUUAAAUCACGUAAGUGUAGAAACACCCAGACUGAACAAGAAGUCACUUUGUGAAGGAGAAACUGAUCUUCCAAGCUUCCCCAGCUGAGAAUGCACUCAGUCCAGUUUCCUUUGGGCUUUCAGCCACGGAUGCACAACAGCACAACUGGGAAAGCUAACCUGGUCCACCAUUUCAGCAAGUUUAAAAUUUUGACAAAACCUGAAAGCACAAUUGCGGUCCUCCACAAGCUAAUGGAGAAGUUCGCUUGUUACUGUUUUUAUCUUAAACUGCAGUCGCUUCUAAUCAAGUCAGAACUAAUCAAUGGCCUUAAUGUACCAGAGUACCAAGAACAUCUGCUGGGAGAAAAGUGCACAAUGUAUACUGUAGCAUAGUUGUUUCAGUGUACAGACUGUUAUAGUUAACAGUAACCUAUACACUACAGAGCAGUAGCUUCAGUUAUUGGUGUCAUUUCAGACCGCGUAAUCCCAAAUAAAAUGCCCAGCUGACCUAUCUAUGUUCUUUCGUAGCUGUUGUGAGAUUGGACAAGCUUAAUACUCAAUUUUUUGUCAAAUUUUUAGUAUGUUAUUAAGUUUAAAUGACUUUUUUCGGAUGCAUAUGAAGGUCAUA
Colossoma macropomum (tambaqui) is the source of this 5259-nucleotide messenger RNA. RefSeq names its product tyrosine kinase, non-receptor, 2b (gene tnk2b). Bases 711 to 3953 code for a protein of 1080 amino acids. Lineage: Eukaryota; Metazoa; Chordata; Actinopteri; Characiformes; Serrasalmidae. The transcript is spliced from 15 exons. Gene Ontology annotation, cellular component: extrinsic component of cytoplasmic side of plasma membrane. Gene Ontology annotation, molecular function: protein serine/threonine/tyrosine kinase activity; protein tyrosine kinase activity; ATP binding. The record is from RefSeq and is a predicted model, not a curated record. Gene Ontology annotation, biological process: signal transduction; protein phosphorylation; regulation of keratinocyte differentiation.